Molecule: messenger RNA, 321 nt
Organism: Perkinsus marinus ATCC 50983
Lineage: Eukaryota; Perkinsozoa; Perkinsida; Perkinsidae
Exons: 1
Coding region: 1-321 (106 amino acids)
Source: RefSeq, a predicted model, not a curated record
AUGGGGAUGCCUUUGAGUGGUGGACCUACGCCUGUCACCGUUGUUGAAGUGAGCAAGGAACUGAAGCUAAGAGGCAAGCGGAAAAUGGAAAAGAUUGCCGUUCCGAAGGAGGCUACGGCUACUAGCAGUGCAGCCAAGGUUGGAGUUGAACAUGUCCGAGGAGUCUGUAAGUUUUGUGACAAGCCAUUGACUAUUGGUCGCGCCUUCAACGAUCACGAGAAGGACGGAAGUAAAUUUGAAAGGUGUCCUCUCGAUCCGAAGCCCCCUCCAGACUCGAAUGCCGCCAUGUUCACGGAAAGGGUUAAGCAUGAAGCACGCUAA